This is a messenger RNA of Meloidogyne enterolobii, 210 nucleotides long. The record is from the annotation of a GenBank genome assembly. NCBI's taxonomy places the organism in Eukaryota, Metazoa, Nematoda, Chromadorea, Rhabditida, Meloidogynidae.
AUGAUAUUGAAGCAAGAAAUAUUCUCUAAAAUUUCAAAAAUAAUUUUUAAUUUACAGCAAAAACGCAAAAAUGAUGAACGGGAACGUAAAAAGGCCGAAGUGCGUAAACGCCUGGAAGAAGCAGGGAGAAUGAAAAAGGCUAAAAAGGGGUUUUUGACGCCUGAAAGAAAAAAGAAGUUGAGGGCAAGUUUUAAUUAUUCUAUUAUUUAA